AUGAACUGGACCCAGGCCCGGCAGUGGUGCCAGGACACCUACACUGACAUGGUGGUGAUCCAGAACCAGAGCGAGAACGACUAUCUAGUGUCCAUACUGCCAAUCAAAAGAAAGAGUCCAUAUUAUUGGAUUGGAGUCACCAAAAACCACAAGAAUGAAUCCUGGACCUGGAUUGGGAAUAACAGCACGUGGGUUGGUGAGGAUUCAUGGGCAAAAAACGAGCCGAACAACAACCACAGCACCGAGUUCUGCGUGGAGAUCUACGUGACAGUAAAAGACAAAAGAGGGAAGUGGAAUGAUGAGAAAUGCAACAUUCCUAAAUUCCCUGUUUGUUAUAAAGCUCAGUGUAAUGAAACUUCAUGUGAAAGAGGAAGAUGCCAGGAGACCAUAAACAACAUGACCUGCCUGUGUGAGCCCGGCUUUGAGGGAGACAGGUGCCAAACACCCAAUGAGUUACCUCUCACCAACAACUACA
Messenger RNA from Notothenia coriiceps (black rockcod), 475 nucleotides. Its product is annotated as L-selectin-like. Lineage: Eukaryota; Metazoa; Chordata; Actinopteri; Perciformes; Nototheniidae. The annotation marks the transcript as partial. The record is from RefSeq and is a predicted model, not a curated record. The transcript has 2 exons.